Messenger RNA from Lasiodiplodia theobromae, 1401 nucleotides. RefSeq lists its product as uncharacterized. The coding region runs from base 1 to 1401 and encodes 466 amino acids. The transcript has a single exon. The record is from RefSeq and is a predicted model, not a curated record. NCBI's taxonomy places the organism in Eukaryota, Fungi, Ascomycota, Dothideomycetes, Botryosphaeriales, Botryosphaeriaceae.
AUGGGUUCCGUCAGGAUGUCGCGAUCACGCUCACCCGCCCAGCCCGACCUCAGAAAAGAAUCACCACGACCCUCUGGUCCCCAGCAGCUCUCCGCAAAACCCGCCGUCUCGCCGCCCGCCCACUCGAAGCCCAUGGUCAUUCCGGCUCGCACCCAGCCCCAACAAGCUCCGCCGAGAGCACCUCACAGCUCGCGCAAGCCCCGAUCGGCAUCCGAGCACCAACACAACGCAGUUCCGCCCGCUGUCGCAGCGCUGCUCUCCGUGACAUCGAUUCCUAGACCACGACGUACCUCUUCGCCGCGCCGUCGCCUUCAAUAUGCCGACCGCCGCAUCUCCAUCGACGAGCUGAUUGAGGAAUGGAGAGCCGAGGACAAGGAGAUUUCGCCGGGAAGCUAUGGAUCACCGCUAGACAUUUUGCUGGAGCGCGUCGAGGAUUGUGACACUGACGAUAGCUUGAGCAUUGAGGAUGGAAGCCAGAAGGAACGCGACUUUGUCUCUCCUCGCUCUGUCUCAAGCGAGUCCAUCCCGUCCGUGCCCGAUCUCGACGAAGAUCGGUCAGUUCUCUCCUGGAGCAGUCCUUCUACCCCGAGGUCACCGUCGUUGGCAAGAAGAGCAGGCGAGAGGAGGGAGAGGAGGGUUGUAUCUUCACCACCGAAAGAGGCUAUUCUUGACCACCCGCUACUACACUACGGCUUCGUUGAAAAUGAAGAGGAUGUACCGCCACCCCCGGCCCCUGAGGUCAAGAUUGAGCGCCAGGCCCCAGCAUCAAGGUUGAAAUCGGCCUUCACCUCAAACCUUACUGCCUCUAUCCAGGCCCUCAAAUCGGCCGCCAAGUCCUUUUCCAACUUUACAGCUCCGAGCGUUCCGCCGGAUGAUUUGCUAACUCGCUCUCUGCUGUCUCCCCGGUUUGCGAGCGAAAUGCGGCCUAAGAACUUCCAGGGUACCCCGGAUCCAGCUCUCCGUCGCUACCUCAACCCGAGCACUUCGAACAGGCCGCUUUCUGCUACUGAACUCUCACAGCAGCUUCACGAAGCCCUUCUGCACGGCCAACCUGUAGACGACCCUGGCGAUGGACCCAUGAUUCAGAUGCAAACAUACGAACGCCGCUCGCGCAGCCAAUCUCGCGGCAAGCGCCGUACCACGGACCCCGCGUCGGAAGCCGGUCGUGCCAUGAGCCCACAGCCAGCCGUGCGCCAGAGAGAACCCCGCGAGAAUAGCGACUUCCUACGUGUCAUUGUGCUGGAGAUGAACAUGCGCCGCGAAGGCAAGCUUGAUGCGCGCGCUAUGGGCAAAGCCAGGAUCUGGCUUCCCCCUCGCAAGAUCAGCACACGUAGCGAAGAGGAGGAUGCAGUGGAUGGAGUUCCGGUGCGAUGGGUGGGUGUGCUGGCAGGCGCGUAUUGA